Messenger RNA from Phytomonas sp. EM1, 785 nucleotides. The record is from the annotation of a GenBank genome assembly. NCBI's taxonomy places the organism in Eukaryota, Euglenozoa, Kinetoplastea, Trypanosomatida, Trypanosomatidae.
GCGUAUUUUUUACAAACUAAUAAACAAAAUAUCGAUAGUUUUUUUUCGAGAGUGUUAAAAGAAUUGCAACGAUGCCGGUGAAUGUUGGACGCCAGAUUAAUGUACAGUCUAAUUUAAGUGAAACAACGCUGUCCAACUAUUGGGAUGCCUUCAAGCGCAAGGUGCGUACCACUAUCACGAAUGACCCCCCUGAAAAUGAACAACUUUUGGAAGUGCCUCCGGAGCAGUCUUGGCCUGAUUCGCUCAAUGAAAUGAUACAUCUCACAUAUUCGCAACGAGUUGUUGGAUUUUUAAUGACUCUUGCAAUAGGUAUUCUGUGCAUUGUGUUAUCGAUAACAAUGGCAGCCACAGUUGUUGUGUCACCACGAAAGUUUAUUUUUUUCCUAACCCUUGGGAACCUGCUUUGUUUGUCUGCCUCGAUAUUUUUGGUUGGCUUCGCUUAUCAGAUCAGACACAUGUUCGAGUCUAAACGUGCCAUGGCUGCUUCCUUUUACGUUUUUUCUGUGAUUUGCACACUUUUUUGUGCCAUACGGCUGCGCAGUAGUUUAGGCUGCAUUAUUUUUGGUGCGCUACAGAUGAUUUUUCUAUUGUGGUACAUCCUGAGUUUUAUCCCGUUUGCUCGGAAUACUCUUAGCUUUAUUUGGGUAUCUGUUUUGUAUCCCGUUGUAAAUCUUUUCCAAAAUUUAUUAAGCAAAUGCUUAAGUAAAUUCUAAUUGACAAGCCAUAAGCGACAAAUUCCUUAUGCCAUGAUUCCAGAAUCCAGCGCUAGCUUUCCGAUGGUUAAA